Messenger RNA from Ochlerotatus camptorhynchus, 1546 nucleotides. RefSeq names its product ejaculatory bulb-specific protein 3-like. Lineage: Eukaryota; Metazoa; Arthropoda; Insecta; Diptera; Culicidae. The record is from RefSeq and is a predicted model, not a curated record. The transcript has 3 exons. Bases 835 to 1272 code for a protein of 145 amino acids.
CUCUGAGCAUUCGGGCGGCCGGGUAGACCCAGACCAGACACAAAAUGCUCACCACCUAGUCUCCAGCUUUAAGUCAACCAAAGUGCGUCGUCGACGUCUCGUUCCACGUCUGCUGCAAUCGCGGUUUCGAUCUUUCGGACAAGUGCAAAUUUGCUUCCACCACCACCAGCAGCAGCACGGGCAGUGGGUUUCAAAGUUUCAAGCAAGUUUUGUGUCCUGCUAAAAGUCAGUUUCCAAUCUGUUCUGCCAAGUGGAAGAAGGAUCGCAUCUAGCGCUAGUUUCGAAGUCGUUGAAGUGUGAGUGCUUGUCAGGGAAUUUUUUUGUUCCUGGUGCAAAAAAAAACAAAGUAGGGAAGAACUUUCCGUCCGAGUGGAAAUUUCAUUACCACGACGAGCUGCUUUUCUCCGCGUGUUAUCAGCUGCUGCAAGAAGGUCGCAUCCAAAAGUGCAUCCAUAGUAGAGUAACUGCGGAUAAGAAGAAGAAGAAGUUGUUAAAUUGAGUGCACACGAUUUCGCAGGUUGGGUGAAGAAAUACGCCCGCGCGGAAUUUCUCAAGAGUGUUCAGCAACGUGGUGUGCUACUAGGAGUAGUGGCUGCUUGUCCGUCGCUUGAAAGGCGCGUCCAUUAUUAGAUAAUACCGGAGAAAAUCUCGUUUUAAACCGGGACGAGCGUUCGUGAGUGUGAGGAAAGAAGCAGCGAGCCGAGUGAAAAAAAGAAGCAAACAACGUCUUUUGUGAAGGCAACCAUCGUCACGUGCGUCGUUCGGAUCGUUAUUGCUCUCUGAGACUUAAGGCCUCCGGAUUCGGAACGGGGCGAAGAAUACAAAAUAAGCAGUAUGAAAAUGUUUUCAAAAUUUACCGCACUGUCAAACCGUGGAACCGUCGCCACGUUCACUGUGAUAGCGCUACUGGUGUGUGUACUUGCGAUCGCACACGUAGAUGCCCAGACACCGGCCGUCAGUAGUAGCAGCAGCAGCAGCAGCAGCACCGGCACCAGCACCGGCACCGUCAACAAGUCACAGGUUUCCGACGAAGCACUGGACAAGGCACUGAGUGACAAGCGAUACCUUAUGCGGCAGCUCAAGUGCGCCCUCGGUGAGGUGCCGUGCGAUCCCGUCGGAAAGCGGUUGAAGAGCUUGGCACCGUUCGUGCUGCGUGGAGCAUGCCCCCAGUGUAGCCCGGCGGAGAUGACUCAGAUUAAGAAAACCUUGGCCCAUCUACAGAGGAAUUUCCCCGCCGAGUGGAACAAACUGGUGCAAACGUAUGCGGGUUAGUCUACAACAAGCGACCGGGAAUGGGAAGCCAACUGUACAAAGAAGAAGCGCGGGAAAAUUAUCCCUGCCGGGCUUGGAGCGAGGGAUGAUGGAAGGGGAAACAUUAAAACAAAACAGAAAACUUUUUUUUAACGACAGAACCAGCAGCAGCUGAUAAAACAUUUAAAAUAGGGAAAUUUCAAGCAUGGAAAUGUUCCAGCGAUAAGGAGUAAAGCAAAGUGAUAAUAAAUUAUUGCGCUCAGCUGAGCGGAACAGCUUGGGCGAAUCUCGUAAA